CAGUGUCUUCCUCCCCGACACUCCCCUCGGCGUCCAGCAGUCUGCCGUACGCUCCCUCUCCUCGGUUCAAUAAAGUUAGCCAGUUCAAAAAGAGAAACCCUAGUCUGGGUCCUGCCUCCCUUCCUACCAGUCUCAGUCCCUCCCUCGCCGCUCGCCCGGCCCCUAGGAUCCCUCCUUCCAGCUUUCAGGGCCCAGCCCAUUGGCCUCGCUGUCGCAGGGGAAGGGGCGGAGAAGCAGCCAGCCUGGGUCGGCCCCUAACGUGGGAGCAGAGAGCACAACCCACAGUGCUUCCUGAGAACCCAUCCAGGGAGGGACACCUUGCUGAUCUAGGAACUGUACAUGGCUGAAUCAGCUCAGCCUAGAGGGUCCCAGGAGUCCUCCAGUCAGACAGAAGCUGGCCAAAAGCCAAGUGUCAUGGCUGCAGGAUCCCUCUUCAGAGCUCUGGUAUCUGCCAAGUGGGUGGCUGAGUCCUUGAAGGCUUCCCAGCCCCUGAAGUUGCUGGAUGCCUCAUGGUACCUGCCAAAGAUGAAACGAGAUGCUCAGCAGGAGUUUGAAGAAGGUCACAUCCCUGGAGCGACCUUCUUUGACAUUGACCUCUGCAGUGACCGGACGUCCCCUUACGACCACAUGCUGCCCAACGCCGUGGACUUUGCUGAGUACGUUGGCAAGCUGGGGGUGGGGAACGGCACCCACGUGGUGGUGUAUGACGGUAGCGACCAGGGCUCCUACUCUGCCCCCCGAGUGUGGUGGAUGUUCAGGGCCUUUGGGCAUGACACUGUCUCACUGCUGGAUGGAGGGCUAAGGAACUGGAAGCGGGAAGGGUAUCCUCUGAGCUCUGGCAGGGCCCGCCCAAUUCAAGCAGAAUUCCAGGCCACCCUAAACCCGAUGUUUGUGAAGACCUACGAAGAUAUCAAGGACAACGUGGAAUCACACCGCUUCCAGGUCGUAGAUGCCCGAGUUGAAGGGCGCUUCAGGGGCAUCGAACCAGAACCUCGGGAAGGUAUCGAACCUGGUCAUAUCCCUGGCACCCUGAACAUCCCCUUUAUUGAUUUUCUGACUGAGGAGGGCCUGGAGAAGAGCCCUGACACCAUCCAAAAACUGUUCCAGGACAAGAAGGUGGACCUCUCAAAGCCCCUGGUGGCAACUUGUGGCUCAGGUGUCACUGCCUGCCAUGUGGCCCUGGGUGCAUAUCUCUGUGGCAAGCCUGAUGUGGCCAUCUAUGACGGAUCCUGGGUUGAAUGGUACAUGCGUGCCCGGCCUGAGGAUGUCAUCUCAGAAGGAAGAGGCAAGACCCUCUGAGUCAGGGGCAGGCAGGAGUCUACCCUGGUCCCAGGUCACCAGCCUUUACCACCCCAGGAUGGGGGGUGGGUGGGGUAGCCCAACCUAACAGUUUUUCCUAACUCUUUUUUUUUUUUAAAUACAGUGGCCAAAUUUCAUUUUUUUUUUAUUCUCAAGGUGUGGCCUAGGUGGCACACUCCCCUAAUUCUCCCUCCCCCCCAGGAGGUCCUUAGUACUUCCUGAUUCUGAGACAAAUGUUAUCCAUUGAAAGAGGGAGGGAGGAGGGCAUGAAGGACACCUUUGGCAGUGGUGAAGGGAUCUGUUGGAAUUGAGUAAAGUGGGAAAUGGAGGGGGAAGAGGGACUUGUCUAGUCCCAAACAUGGCCCUCUGCAAUUUAGCCUGUGUUGACCACCAAACCUACCUCCUCUUAUCUUUUACUGUCAAUAAAUAUGAAGCAUUUAA
Messenger RNA from Dromiciops gliroides (monito del monte), 1740 nucleotides. It is a transcript of the gene MPST, whose product is annotated as mercaptopyruvate sulfurtransferase. Gene Ontology annotation, biological process: transsulfuration. Gene Ontology annotation, molecular function: thiosulfate-cyanide sulfurtransferase activity. Gene Ontology annotation, cellular component: mitochondrion. The coding region runs from base 340 to 1299 and encodes 319 amino acids. The transcript is spliced from 4 exons. Lineage: Eukaryota; Metazoa; Chordata; Mammalia; Microbiotheria; Microbiotheriidae. The record is from RefSeq and is a predicted model, not a curated record.